Molecule: messenger RNA, 1710 nt
Organism: Sodiomyces alkalinus F11
Lineage: Eukaryota; Fungi; Ascomycota; Sordariomycetes; Glomerellales; Plectosphaerellaceae
Product: cyclophilin-like protein
Exons: 1
Coding region: 1-1710 (569 amino acids)
Biological process (GO): protein peptidyl-prolyl isomerization; protein folding
Cellular component (GO): catalytic step 2 spliceosome
Molecular function (GO): peptidyl-prolyl cis-trans isomerase activity
Source: RefSeq, a predicted model, not a curated record
AUGUCGGCCAUAUACAAUCUCGAGCCUCAACCCACAGGCAGCGUGAUCCUGCACACCACGCAGGGCGAUUUAGCCGUGGAGCUCUGGGCGAAGCAGACGCCUUUGACAUGUCGCAACUUCCUCCAGCUGGCCCUGGACGGCUAUUACGACAACACGAUCUUUCACCGACUGGUGCCCGGCUUCAUUCUGCAAGGCGGUGACCCCACAGGAACGGGUAGCGGCGGCGAAUCAAUAUACGAUGGCGGAGCGCUCAGCGGCGAGCUGGACCCGUGGCCAUUGGACCAGCGCCGUGGCCAGAAUGCAGGGCCGUCGGGCGUGGGUUUCAAGGACGAGUUCCAUUCGAGGCUCAAGUUCAACCGGCGCGGGCUCCUCGGCAUGGCGAACGAAGGCAGGCCCGACACGAACGGGAGCCAGUUCUUCUUCACGUUAGACAAGGCCGAGGAACUGACGAACAAGAACACGUUGUUCGGCAGAAUCGCCGGAGAUACGAUUUACAACCUCGCCAAGAUGGGAGAAGCGGAAGUGACCGCCGGCACGGAUCGACCGAUGUACCCCGUCAAAAUCACAAGCGUCGAGAUUCUGGUGAACCCCUUCGAGGACAUGCAGAAGCGUCAAAGGAUCGCGCACCAAGGCCCGAAGACGGUCGUCGUCGAACGGAAAAAGAAGAGGAAGGUCGGAGGGAAACAACUGCUGAGUUUCGGAGACGAGGAAGGGGAUGCGGAAAUCGUGACGCCCGCGCUUAAGAAGCCCAAGUUCGACACGAGGAUUGUGAUGGACGUGGAGGAUGGCGUCGCCCCCUCAAGGGAAGACAAGGAGCGGCAAAAGGCGGAAAGCAGGGAAAAGAAGACGAAGGAGGAAACAAAGAAUACCACAACAGGGUCUGCACCGCCGCCCUCUCCACCCGGGACCAACGGAAAGGAAGAGAAACGGCGUGAGCCUUCUCCGCAGCCGAGAGUAAAAGCCUCACGGCCGCCACGGGAGGAAGUGGAAUCGUCGCCGGAACCUGAAAGGGCGACACAAAAGAGCGCACUUGAACGGACGAAGGAGGAGAUUGCGGCUCUAAAGGCAUCGAUGCGGCGGGCGGGAGACGCGACAGCACCUGUCAGAGAGGAAAAGAAGAAGAGGAAUCCCCUCGAAGAAAUGAUCCCGGAGACGUCCAUACGGGGCCGGAAGCGGAGGACGGGAGGAGGGGGUCAUGCGCCGACGAAGGAGGACCUAUCGGCGCUCGAGCUACUAAAGGCGUUCCAGAGCAAACUGGAACAGGGGCCACCGGCGGAGAAGAAAGAGGACGAGAGACGGAGGACAACAGGAGAAAAAGAGAAGGGAGACGAAGAGGAAGAAGGGAGCAAGCAAAGGGAAGACCAAGGGGCGGGCGAGGAGGCCGAGCUCUGUGACCUGCACUUCAUUGCCGGCUGCCAGAGUUGCAAAGCGUGGGACCAGGCGGAGAAGGGGGAGGAGAGCGACGACGAGGGCUGGAUGUCGCACGCUCUCAGCUUCAAGGCGGAUAAGCUCGGCAAGGAUCUCAGCUAUCGGAAGAAGGCGGAGGAGGAGCUUAUGGUUAUCGAUCCCCGGGAGAAAGCCCGGACGUUGAAAGAGGAGAAGAGGGCGGGACGGGAGGCCCGGAUGGGCAACACGGGGCGGGAAUGGGACCAGGCUCGGAACGCGAAGAUGGCGAGUACGGCUGCGCUAGCAGGCCGAGGCGCAAAGUAG